AUGUUACUGAGCUUUGACUGUGAUGACCAGCUACUAGACUGUGCUGAAGUACUUGAAUUAUUCCACAAUCUUGGUUUUGCUGCUAACCCGGUAUCAAAUGCAUUCAAGAAUCUGGACAGUUCCAGCCAAAUUGGAGGACUCAGGGGUGUUUAUUGUGAAGAUACAACGUUACAACUUAAUCCACCUGCUUUUCAGAUCCCUUCCUCAUCUGCUCCAAAGGGAAUCAAGCGGAAGUGGAGUUUAAUAGACAGACCUGUGGAUCUGCAGAUCAAAUCUUCACUAUGUCUCCGCCUAGGCCAUUCAUCAAGUUCAUCAGAUAGUAAGGGGAGUACAGGAACUGCAUGCACUUCGAUGUCCUCGGCUAAAGACAUUGAAGAAGAGUCCUCAAUGGAUCUAGAACUGGACUUCACUCUCCAUCUUGGUAGUGAAAAGUCAUUAAAUCCAAGGAAAUCAGCCAGUUUGAAAUCCUUGAGUGCACAGCCUAAGGUUGAUUUGGAGUUGAGCCUUUCUAGUGGGCUUGCUGAAUCUGAUAUAACUACUUUUUGUCCAAGCUCUACUACAGAAAAGAAUGCUCUCAACAUGGCGUUUACUGGUGAUGGAGCUUUUAACACUGAUGAAGGAUCCAUGGGAAGUCCUUUUUAUCCAUUUCCGCAGGACAGGGAAAACACUAACUUCCUCAGACAGGCUCCAAGACAAAUGAAGCCAGUAUCACUCUCUCCAGAUCUCUCCGCAAGUGUAAUGACCACACCAAAAAGCUCAGUCACCUGUACUUCCGGGAUAACACAGCUACAACAGCAGCGCACUAGUAGUGCAAAACAGUGUCAGUUUCAGGGAUGUUCUAAGGGAGCUAGAGGUGCUUCUGGCCUUUGUAUCGCUCAUGGUGGCGGUCGGAGGUGCCAACGUCCUGGUUGCCAUAAAGGAGCUGAGGGUCGGACUGCAUUCUGCAAGGCUCAUGGUGGUGGUCGACGAUGUGAAUAUUUAGGAUGUACGAAGAGUGCAGAAGGACGUACAGACUUCUGUAUCGCCCAUGGUGGUGGCCGCCGUUGCAGUCAUGAGGGCUGCAGCCGUGCUGCAAGAGGGAAAUCUGGAUUGUGCAUUCGGCAUGGUGGUGGCAAGAGAUGCCAGAGAGAGAACUGCACAAAAAGUGCUGAAGGCCUUUCUGGUCUUUGCAUCUCACAUGGAGGUGGUCGCCGAUGUCAGUAUCCGGAAUGCACCAAAGGGGCCCAAGGAAGCACAAUGUUCUGUAAGGCUCACGGUGGUGGCAAACGUUGCACAUUUUUAGGAUGCAACAAGGGUGCAGAAGGAAGCACGCCUUUCUGCAAGGGCCAUGGUGGAGGGAAACGAUGUUCUUUCCAAGGAGGCGGAGUUUGCCCAAAGAGUGUGCAUGGGGGUACCCUUUUCUGUGUAGCACAUGGAGGUGGCAAGAGGUGUGCUGUGCCAGAGUGCACGAAGAGUGCAAGGGGACGUACAGCCUAUUGUGUUCGUCAUGGUGGGGGAAAGAGAUGCAAAUACGAAGGGUGUGGAAAAAGUGCUCAGGGCAGUACUGAUUUCUGCAAGGCUCAUGGAGGAGGGAAGAGAUGCUACUGGGGUCAGCCUGGUUCUGAAUUUGGCAAGGGCAAUGGACCUUGCAACUCGUUUGCACGGGGUAAGAGCGGGCUCUGCGCAUCGCAUGGUGCCUUGGUUCAGGACAAUCGGGUUCAUGGUGGUGCAACUAUAGGAACUGUCAUUCAGGAUUCAAAAACCAACCAACCUUCUAAGAUUAAACAAAUUUUCACUGCCGAUGACAUGAGUGUUGACAUCAUAGAGAGCGGUGUUGUGGCUUCCCCCAGGAGUUGGAAUUAUUUAUGCCCCCGUCAAGCUCAUAUGCCUGUUGGAGGCAGCUCAUCAACCCGUACAGUCCCUGAAGGAAGGGUGCAUGGAGGCAACCUUGUGGCGUUGUUUGCAGUCGCUCUCCAAAACAAUUCGAGGCUAAUUUAG
Molecule: messenger RNA, 1977 nt
Organism: Fraxinus pennsylvanica
Lineage: Eukaryota; Viridiplantae; Streptophyta; Magnoliopsida; Lamiales; Oleaceae
Source: the annotation of a GenBank genome assembly